AUGGCUGUUAUCAAGAUCAAAAGACGGAAGGAUGAUGUGAAUAAUGCAGGGGAACCAACACCUAAGAAGAUACGAGUUAAGAGGAAAAUUAAAGAGGAGGAAGUGAAACCCAACUUGAAAGUAAGUCUACGAAAGUCUAACAUAUCAAAGAAGGGAAUAAAUGAAGAAAAAGGUGCUACAGUUAAGGUGAAACUGAAUUUAAAAAAAGGAGGUGAGCAAGAAAAGGUUUCCAAAGCCCCAAGGCUGCGAGUCAAGCCAAUUAGAGUGCCUGGAGAAGGCUACGAUUCGGAAGCCUCUGACAUAGAAGACGAUCCUCUUAUUGAGGAAGGUAUUAUACUGCGUGUUUUGCCGGACAUGCAAGCAGAAUUUGUGAAGAACUCUAUAGAAUCGGGUGACUACUCGGGAAUAAACAUCAAAUGGAAAGGGCAUGGUCAUGCAAUCGUAAAUAUUAAUUCAGUGUCAUAUGGGGCUGUAGUGGUUAACUUACCGACAGUUGUUGAAGCCCAUAAAAGUGUUGAUCGUAAGAACUUGUUGAAGACAAUUGACGUUUCACAGAUGUUGCUUUGUAUAAAAGUCAUCGAAAAUGAGGAGGAGGUGUUUACCUUGACUCCUCCUGAUUCAGAAGAUUUGGUAUCAAAACAUUUUGAGGAGUAUCAGGACGAAAUAAAUGAAUCUAAAAAAAAAAGUUUAAAGGGGUACAACGGCGGGGCCUUGACGGAGACCGAACUGCGAUAUCUAGAUCAAAUUGCUCUCAAACCUUACGAUUAUAAGCAUGGUAUCACACCGCCGUUGUAUAAUGCUCGAAAUCGUAGGUUUAGAAGAAAGAUGGGUCUUGAUGAAUUUGAAUACACAGAGCAAGCUGUGGAAAGACUGCUGAAGCAGGAUGAUCAAUCCGAAGAAGUUACAUAUGAGCUAGUGGAUGAGGAUGAAGUAGCAAGGAGAUCCACGUCGGCUGCAAAUUUGGAGCAGUUCUCGACCUCAGCUAGAGACGAAACGGGUAUCUCUGGCUACGCAGACGAUGAGAAGGAGGAAGACGAUUUGGAUCUGGAUGCAGCUUUCCAAAGUGACGAAGACGCAGAAGCAGAAGCUGCUGCCAAAACUAAUGAUCUAUUUGAUGAAGCAGGCGAUGACGUAGAACAGUAUAAUGGCGAGGAGGACGAGGAAGAGGACGAAGAAGACGAAGAAGACGAAGAAGAAGACAAUGAUGAAGAAGACGACGCAGGCUCCGAUCAUGACGUAGUACACAAGGAAGAGGUCAAUGAAGGAAGACAGCAUAACGAAUUACUGAAGGAUGAGCUACUCGAGCUUAAGACUACGUUAGAUCAAACGAUUCAAAAAUUGCAAACGGCUACAAAUCCUCUUUUGAAAUCGAGGUUCGUUGAAAGCAUCAAAAAGCUUGAAAAAGAGGUUGAACUCAAAAGAAAGCAGCUCAAGUACAGCGACGAGAGUUUGCAAGGCGACUCAAGCGUAGCUUCGCAAAUCAAUGGCACACAGGAAGAGUUCGAAGAAGAAGAAAAUGACGCUGACGCCGAUGAUGACGAUGACGACGAUGACGAUAUUGAAGCUCCUGAAGAGGAAGAGGGCACCGAUCACGUGCCAGACCAAGAGUUAGAUCAGAAUGACCUUGACAUGAUGAUGCUGUUUGGGGCAGAAGGUGACGAAGCCGAUGCUGAUUGA
Zygotorulaspora mrakii is the source of this 1677-nucleotide messenger RNA. It is a transcript of the gene TAF7, whose product is annotated as TATA-binding protein-associated factor TAF7. Gene Ontology annotation, molecular function: RNA polymerase II general transcription initiation factor activity. Lineage: Eukaryota; Fungi; Ascomycota; Saccharomycetes; Saccharomycetales; Saccharomycetaceae. The transcript has a single exon. The coding region runs from base 1 to 1677 and encodes 558 amino acids. Gene Ontology annotation, biological process: transcription initiation at RNA polymerase II promoter; RNA polymerase II preinitiation complex assembly. Gene Ontology annotation, cellular component: transcription factor TFIID complex. The record is from RefSeq and is a predicted model, not a curated record.